UAUUCUUGUCUUAGAUUUGUCUAGAUACGGAUGUAUCUAAUACUAAAGCGUGACUUGAUACAUUUGUAUUUAGACAUUUGUAUUUGGGACGGAGGGAGUACAUUUUUAGGUUGGCGCAAGGAUUUGGUCUCCGCUGGGAAAUGGGGCUAGGUGAGGUGGCUGAGCUGCCUUGCCUUGGAUCCGAUCUGGUGGCUGUGAGAGGCAGAAAAUGUGUGUGCUGUGUAGACAUGCCGAGAUAUGGCGCGGUAAGUCAACUGUAGUGCACAUGGACAUGUAUGCCUAGGGGAGGGGAGGAACCCGAUCUGGGUCUAGAGGGAAUUGAUAUUAACUACUAGUGCGGCAUUAUUUGUUUUAUUUAUUUGAUAUAAAAGCUGGACUUAUACUCGGUGAAUCAACGACAAGUCUUUACCGGUGUUGCACUUGGUUACCUUGUCCAGUUCUUUUUUGGGGGGUCCGGUCUGGGGCAGCUGAAGGAACGGUGGACGGUGUUUUACUGCCAUUUUCUUCUUGUUUGGUUUAUUUAUGUAUUUUGUGGAAGAAGGGUGGACGGUGUCCCGUGGGACUGCAAGCGGUGCGUGUUGGUGGGACGUGCGUGCGUGCGUACGCGGCGGGGCAUGAAUCCGGGAGCGCGUGACUGGCAUGAUUGCUUGUGGGGGAGGGAGGAUUGGAUUGAAUUUGGUGGCGGUGUCGUGCGUGAGGACGGACGGACAGGCCCAAGAGAUAGAGGUGCCCCUCCCUGCUUCACUGGAGUAAGCAGGGCAUUAACGACGGCCUUAUUACUGGCCUGACCAACGGGAUGGAGAGCGCAUUCAACUCGAGCGAGCGCAAUCAGACAAACAGAAACGCUCCCCAGACCCACGCCCCAUCCCUCUCCCAGGCACGUGCGUCGGCGAUGGAGACGGCAGCGGACACGGUGGAGCUCCAUGGAUGAAGCUCAACAGCGGGCGAGGACGAGGACUGAGGUACCCACCUUCCCUUCUCCGCUCCUCGUCAUUCCUUGGCGCCUCGCCUGCAUCGCAUCGCAUUGCCUUGCCUUGCCUUGCCUGCUUCCUCCCCCCACCUACGCGCGGAUUUCUUCCUGAAACCUCGACUCGCCCAGAGCCCUCCUCUCUUCUCUUGUGUCGCCUUCUGUCUGCUUCUUCCUCCUUCGCCGCCGGUCACCAGCGUGAUAUGAACAGCUUCGAAUUCAUCCACGAGCACCAGCGUGCUUCCCGUUUCGACGGUUCACUCGCCUUCACUAGAUUUCAAAAACACUUCGGUUCAGGCUCAGGUUCUGGUUCACAUUACCGUCUUUCUGACGGACGGGAAGAUGCCAUCUCGCUGUAGAGUACUGUCUGCCUUGGCCGCCUCCUCCAUCUGCUGCUCUGCAAGAUCGCAGAAUGAUUCCUUUAGUCCACCUGCUGGUCCUGGUCACGGAGCACACUUGUUUUCUCCCUUGGAGGACGGUAGCAGCUUUUUCGCCUGGGGAGCGGUAAUUUACUCCCUCCAACGUGCUCUGCCCACAUUUCUCUCCUUUUACCACGCCACCAAGAUCCAUAGCAUUGUCUCUAGCAAGAUGGAUCGAAUGCUUUUGGACCGGCCCACUCGAUCCUCGGCCCUGCCAUUCACAUGGACACACAACAAUGGGACUUGAAAUCUUCCUCUGGUUUCACCUUUACUAGUACCUCGGAUGCUGUCUUACUGCAGCAGCAUUAUUAGUUUUAGUAUCACCUCCUGUCAGUAAGGCCACUAGUUUAAUCCUGUCCUACUAUGACUAUGCUCAUCCCAGGCCACCCUCCUCACUCUACCCAUCACCACCAUUACUUUAAUGGCAGUGGUUGCAGAAAGAGGGCAAAAACGAACGAGAUGCGUUUGUUUGCAACCAAUGGGUCUCAUUCCGGCCACAUGGAGGCAGCCAGCCAGCCACGGGUCUCAAAAUCCAGCACCGAGGAAUGCCGUACGGUGGCCGCCACCGGGAUUAUUAUGCCCUCCAGUCUCAAGAUUUUGUUUGCCCCUGACCUGGGACCAAACCCAAUGAUGAACCACGUUUACAUGUACUACUACUAGCAUCCAUCUAUCAGUGUCAGCAUCAGGCCCCCCUUUUCUUUCCUUUUCAUCAUUCCUCAUCAUCUUGGCUGGCCUACCGAGCUUGGCCGUCACGGAGGCGAUCAAUCAACCAAUCAAAUGGUUUUUCCAUUUUGUUUUCCCGUUCGCGGCGUCGUCGGUGCAGAGGAGAUUGGCAGCUGCUCAUGUGGGAUCCCAGGAACAGGCCCCAGGUGUUGAUAGUUGAUUGAUAUUACACAUAAUUCCUUUUUUCUUCUCCAAGAGAAUGCCAAGUGACUUCAACCAUUGACACAACUUGCUAAUAGUGUUAUUGUAUAAAUGUAUUAUAAUGCAUGUAGAAUCUAGAUACGACGUGUGCCUCGCAACCAACCGGUUCAGCGUCGCCGAAAAGGGAAUUCAGAGAUGCAAAGGGGAAGCUGCUGCUGCCUGCCCACCACCACCUACAUGGAUGGUUGGAAUAGUUUGAGCAGCGGUGGUUGCAGAUGGCACGUCCAUGCGCAUGCAGCUCGAGGUGAGGUGUAGCCAUCAGAAAUGAAAGAAAGAAAGUUUGGUCGUCUCCUCAAGAAGCCGCCGCGCCGUCCUUUGCCGACAGAAUCCAGUGGCUAAAGCCGCGUUUGAUUAAACAAAAGAGAGCGGGAGAUGAGGUGUCGCAGAAUGAUGAUGAUGAUGUCGAUGAUGAUGAUGAUCUUAGUGCUGCUCGUUAUUGAUCUGAGGCUUGCGGUGUUAAGCUACUGAUGGCACCAUCUUUGCAGAACCUGUCCUGUUGUGGUUGUGCCCAAGUUCCUGCAAACGAAGGUUCUGGUUUUUGCCUUUUCACGGCGAAUGCUUAAGAACGUCGUGUUCUAGCAGCAAAGACCAGUUGCAACCUGGCCAUGCUCUUUUUGCAUCAGUUCGCAGUUUGGUGCUAUCUUCUUGCACAUGGCGGGUUUUUGAAGCCUUGCCAAGCCUGAGAUCUCUGACCACCGCCAAGCCAAGCAUCCGUAACAUCUGCGGCUCUCAUGUCAGUUGUUGCCCUCUCAACUUUCAGUCCACAGUCUCCAUCCAACAUCACACCCAAUUAGCACAUGCAAUCCAGUCUCUUUGUAGUUGGAAACAGAUGGCUGCUGUUCUAGGUGUCCUAGCCGUAGACCUAUUUAACUUAUCUUUCCUAGUGUGUAGUGCUGUGGGUUGAGAUGUCCCCUGUCUUGCAGGGUGCUGGUCCUGAAUUGAGUUUAUUAUCACAAUGAUGGAUGUGCAGUGCAUUUACAAGACUUUUCUUGUCGUUGAAGUUGAUAGCUUUCUGUCCCUUCGUUGCUCGGAUUCUCUUGCCUUCAUAUAAGCUGACCCCUUUGUUAAUCAUAACUUAGAACUCCACCUCUCUUUAGUUGUACUCUCAGACCAGGAUACUGUCUGAAGCAAUUCAUAAGUUAGGCCGGUUCAUUACCGUUUCGGUUGAUUUCUGCCUUUGAACUACCAGAGAGAUCUUGUCACUGCCGUAUGUUCGGCAAGCUUCAUAGAUCUGUUUAGCACUAAGAUAGAUAGCUAGAUUGAACUGGAUGGGGUCUGUUUGAUAUUCCUCCCCAGUCCCCACUCCCUACCUGCAAACUAGCCGAUGAUGGAUCUCCACAUGAAGCUUCUCGUGACCUCCCUCAGCUGUGUACUUCUGAUACAAGGAGCAUUCUGUGAUAACGCCGCAGGGGGGACUGGAGCCACAAGCUGGACAUGUGUAUGCGCUGCUCAUCCGCUAGGUGAACCAAACUCCAACAGCAGCCUGUCAUCCAGUUGCGACUCCUCGUGCCAUUGCCUACGAGAUGAAAACGGCGGCACAGGGUCAUGGAACUGCUCGUGCCGCUCCGAUAAGGCCCUUCAGGAAGAAGAAGAUGGUGUGGUGCACAGCACGAGUUGCUUCACUUCCUGUAACUGCACAUCUGGAAAUUCUGAACAAGGGAGGAAGCAUUUCUCUAGCAAAACAGUCAUUGCAACACUCCUGGUAUGUGUGGUUCUCACCACUGUUGCUUUUGUCGGCACCACGGCGUACUACUUCCGCCGCAAGGACGCGCUCUCUCCGCGUUCCAGGAUGCACUCUUUUGACAAGUACGCCAGCUGGAAUAGCAGAUCGAACCUCGUUAGCCACCGAUCUUCUCCCCUUACCCAACUGAAACCCAAACCCGGGCUCAGUGUCAUCAAAGGGUUUUUGUGCAGCUGUCCGCUCGUCUCCCGGAGCGAAGACGGCCCAUUCCCUGGCGUGGUUCUCCGAUUCUCCUACGCGGAGUUGGACCAGGCAACCGGAAAAUUCUCCGACGAACAGCUCAUCGGCGUCGGUGGGACGAGCAAGGUGUAUCGUGGCCAGCUCGCUGAUGGCAAAGUCGUCGCCGUGAAGAAGCUUCGGCCCCUCGGCGGUGCGGACGAAGACUAUGAGUUCCUGUCAGAGAUAGAGCUGCUGUCGCGGCUGAACCACUGCCACGUGGUGCCAUUGCUGGGGUACUGCUCGGAGCGGCAGGGGCGGCAGCUGGAGCGUCUGCUGGUGUUCGAGUGCAUGACCAACGGCAACCUGAGGGAGUGCCUGGACGACCUCAACAGGAAGCCCAUGGACUGGGCGACGCGCGUCGGCGUGGCGCUGGGUGCGGCGAGGGGCCUCGAGUACCUCCACGAAGCGGCGGCGCCACGCAUCCUCCACCGCGACAUCAAGUCCACCAACAUCCUGCUCGACGACAGGUUCAGAGCCAGGAUCACGGACCUGGGCAUGGCCAAGUGCCUGAUGAACGAUGGCGUGACCAGCUGCUCCAGCUCGCCGGCGCGCAUGCUGGGCACCUUCGGGUACUUCGCGCCCGAGUACGCCAUCGUCGGCAAGGCAUCGCUCAAGUCGGACGUGUUCAGCUUCGGCGUGGUGGUGCUGGAGCUCAUCACGGGCCGGCAGCCGGUGCACAAGAGGGGCGGCGCCGGCGCCAGCGGCGCGGGCACGGACGAGAGCUUGGUGAUGUGGGCGACGUCGCGGCUGCGGGACAGCAGGCUGGUGGUCGCGGAGCUGCCGGACCCGGCGCUGAAGGGCGCGUUCCCGCCCGAGGAGAUGCAGAUCAUGGCCCACCUGGCCAGGGAGUGCCUGCAGUGGGACCCCGAGGCCAGGCCCACCAUGACCGAAGUCGUCCAGAUCCUCUCCACCAUCGCGCCCCACGCCGACAAGCGCCGUCGCCACCACCUGCCCGCCGCCGCCGGCGCCUUCGCCCCGGGCUUCCACGCCGAGAGGCCGCGGGAAUGCUCAGUGUGGCAGGACGACGACGACUACGGCCAUCGCCGCGAUCACCUGCACGGAGGGAACGGCAGCAAUGCCAAGGGCGCCGUCUUGUCCGGAGAGGUCACGGUUAACGUCGGGAUGCCAGUGACGAUGAUGACGACGAUGGGGCGGAGCUGGCGGUCGGCGGAGCAGGAGGAGGUGGACCUGACGGAGCCGCGGCUGGAGACGUUCACGGAGCCGACGACGACAGCCAGCCCCUUCAGGUGAACGUGAGAUGAAUCGAAUACGUAGUAGAAGAGAUUGAUAGAAUAGUCAAGUAGAGCCAGAGAAGAAAAAUGUGAGUGAGAUGCAUUGUACAGGCAAGAACGUAAUCAAAUCAAUUUGAGAAGAAAAAUGUGAGUGAGAUGCAUUGCGACCAAAUUUACCAAACGAUUCGAUGCUA
Molecule: messenger RNA, 5696 nt
Organism: Triticum urartu
Lineage: Eukaryota; Viridiplantae; Streptophyta; Magnoliopsida; Poales; Poaceae
Product: receptor-like serine/threonine-protein kinase NCRK
Biological process (GO): protein phosphorylation
Molecular function (GO): ATP binding; protein kinase activity
Source: RefSeq, a predicted model, not a curated record